AUGCCACCCCGAAAAUCCACGGGCGAAACCGCCGAAGACCCAGCAUCCUCACCACAAGCCCAGACGCAAUCGCCGCCGACACAAACGCAACCGAUCCAAGCGACAGAGCAACAACUCAAGGCUAGGGCUGAGGGGGGUGUUAGUAUUGAGGACUACCUCCUCCCCCGCUCCCUCACUCUUCGGCUUGCGAAAUCGGUCCUCCCGCCUAACACCUCCAUCCAGAAGGAUGCUGUCCUCGCCAUUCAGAAAGCGGCGACGGUGUUUGUGUCGUACCUCUCUUCGCAUGCCAAUGAAGCGACUCUGAAGCGGACAGUUGCGCCGUCGGAUGUCUUUAGCGCGAUUUCGGAAUUGGAGUUUGAGGGGUUCCGGUCGAGGCUGGAGAAGGAGUUGGAUGCGUUUACGGAGUUGAAGGCUGGAAAGAGGAAGGCGAAGAAGGGGGAUGCUGAGGCAACUGCUGCGGAAGGCGUGAAGGGGAGUUCUGCUUCGGAGGGUGGUGGUUCUUCCAGGGGGGUGAAGAGGGUGAAGAGGAUUGAGGGGGAGGAGACUGCUUCUAGUCGGCCGGAGGAAGGGGAUGAUGGCGAUGAGACGCAGGAUGAGGCGGAGCAGGUGGAUGAGCAUGAGCACGAGUCAGAGGCCGAGGAGGAAGACGAGGGCGAAGAAGAGGAGGAAGAAGAGGAGGAGCCGGGUGAGGAAGAGGAUAUCGAUCGGGUGGAGGACUUGGAUCGUGACCCGAAAGCGAAACGGCUUAUGGACCCGGAUGCUGCUGGAGAUGAGUCGGAUAGUGAUGACGAUGCUGGGCCGUCGUCACAGUUGAGGGGGGAUUUGGGGUUGGGUUGA
Molecule: messenger RNA, 837 nt
Organism: Aspergillus bombycis
Lineage: Eukaryota; Fungi; Ascomycota; Eurotiomycetes; Eurotiales; Aspergillaceae
Gene: cbfA
Product: putative CBF/NF-Y family transcription factor
Exons: 3
Coding region: 1-837 (278 amino acids)
Biological process (GO): leading strand elongation; heterochromatin formation; DNA damage response
Cellular component (GO): CHRAC; epsilon DNA polymerase complex
Molecular function (GO): protein heterodimerization activity; chromatin DNA binding
Source: RefSeq, a predicted model, not a curated record